Pectinophora gossypiella (pink bollworm) is the source of this 1917-nucleotide messenger RNA. Its product is annotated as toll-interacting protein-like. The transcript is spliced from 8 exons. The record is from RefSeq and is a predicted model, not a curated record. The coding region runs from base 88 to 936 and encodes 282 amino acids. Gene Ontology annotation, biological process: ubiquitin-dependent protein catabolic process. Gene Ontology annotation, molecular function: ubiquitin conjugating enzyme binding; ubiquitin binding. Gene Ontology annotation, cellular component: cytoplasm. Lineage: Eukaryota; Metazoa; Arthropoda; Insecta; Lepidoptera; Gelechiidae.
UCAAAUAUUGUUGUCUGACGUGUUUUGCGAUUUCUCGCGAAUUUUUUUACAAUAAUCCUGGAUAAAGCAGUGUUUUUGGUGCAGAAAAUGACGUCGGCUUUGCCUAACGAUAGAAACGAGGAGCGUCGUCGUAGGGUUUUGCUUGGGCCUCUGCCAGCAGGCUUCCUACGCACUGAUGGCACCAACGAUACUCUUGAUGCAGACUAUCAGGCCGCACUUGCUUUACAGCAGCAGCUGUGUGGAGCCACUAUGCCACCAGCCGGACCGCCGCUGACUGCCAGGCUCAGCAUCACAAUAGCACAGGCGAAACUUGUCAAAAAUUACGGUCUGACACGUAUGGACCCGUACGUGCGCCUGCGCGUGGGCCACUGCAUCUACGAGACCCACACCGAUCCCAGCGGUGGGAAAACACCGAGGUGGAACAAAGUCAUCCAUUGCCUGCUGCCUCCCGGCGUCAACUCCAUAUACCUGGAGAUCUUCGACGAGUGCUCGUUCACGAUGGACGAGCUGAUCGCUUGGGCACACAUCACCAUCCCGCCCGCAGUGCUCAAUGGCGAGACUCACGAAGACUGGUACCCGCUGAACGGCAAGCAAGGAGACGGCAUGGAGGGGAUGAUCAACCUCGUUCUUAGCUAUUCUGUGGGCCCCGCAGCGGUAACUACAUUCCCCCCGGUGCUCGUGGUACCGAGCACGGGUAUGGGGUUCGCGGCCAUGCCCAUGUACCCGGCGCCUGCGCAGCCGCAGUUGCCGCAACAACAGCCGCAACAGGUGCCGCAACAUGUCGCGCAACAACCGCAACCUAUCACUGAGGAGCAGUUGCAACAGAUUGAAGAGAUGUUCCCGAGCAUCGACAAGGAGGUGAUAAAGUCGGUGCUGGAGGCGAAUCGUGGUAACAAAGACGCGACGAUCAAUUCCUUACUACAGAUGUCCGAAUAGGCCACUGUCGUCACGUAUUUUGUAUGUUAGCGCAGUUCUUGGUGGUGAAAUCAGGGGGUUAAAAAGGCCACAGAAAAGCAAUUCACCUAGAAAACCAAUAUUGCAAUUUGACAUUUGCGCAUAUAAAAGUAAGUGCGCAAUGUGAAGAACUGUCAAAUAGCAAUAUUGCUUUUUGAUUAAUUCUUCUAUGUUUGCCCCCCCCCACCAAGAUCCAGGUGGAUAUUUCCUGUUUGGGUUUUCCCGUUUAUAUAUAGGCCAUUAUGGUGGAUACUCUAUUCUUCGGAAAAGUCACAUUCGAGAGUCAUCAUCAUAUUAAUAUUAAAUUACUCACGAAAAACUAAAAGGAAGGGAAAUUUGAAAAAUCCUUUAGUAACUUGACAAUUUCACUACCUUGGAUUUUACAAGAUAUAUUUCAUGAAAGCCCAUUAUUAUUGUAUACAAUACGAUACGAGCUGUAGGCUUUAUAUUAGUCGCAGUAUGCUUUAUUUAUUUCUUUAUAUUUGUUUAUAGUAAUGUAUUGAAUAAAAUAAUCUUAAUGGAUUCUUCCGAUCUGAUGAGUGAGCAAAAUUCGCGGCACGGUGCACUCUAUCGACGUACACGCGACAAACCACCGCGAACUUAUAGACAGUGAUGACGGUUCUUGCAGACACUGACUUAAUUUUUUAUAGCUUGGUGAAUGUUGAAACUAUACUUUGUUGCACUUAAGAUAUAUUUUUUAGAAAUUCUAUUUAUUAUGUUUACUCCGCCAAAAUCGGCAACCCUAUUUAUCUACACAGACGUAGCUUGUAUAUCGUGUCGACGUCGAUAACAUGUAUCGUGCCGCGUAGCCUGAACCCAUUAUUUAAAUGCAGAAUUGGUUAAAAUUAUUUUACGACAAAUAAAAUCUUUAUUAAUGUAAAAAAAAAAAAAACAUUUAUCACUGUUGUAUAGGCUCUAAUAUUUGCACUUCAAAUCUAUAUUAGGAAAUUUCAAAUAUUUUAU